This is a messenger RNA of Eimeria acervulina, 435 nucleotides long. RefSeq lists its product as hypothetical. The record is from RefSeq and is a predicted model, not a curated record. Lineage: Eukaryota; Apicomplexa; Conoidasida; Eucoccidiorida; Eimeriidae. The transcript has 2 exons. The coding region runs from base 1 to 435 and encodes 144 amino acids.
AUGACCAGGUUAGACGGAACGGGGGAUUCCCGGCUACCCAUUCCUCCAUAUCCUUGUCUCGCACCUAAACUUACAGCUCAUCUAGGUAAGCUGGAUCCGGUAGGAAGGGAGCAAAGAACCGGACAAGAUUCAUAUAUGACACCGAUUUCUGCCUCGGUUCAAACUGACACGUACGGCCAACAUGCCUCCUGCCGACCCGACAACGGCCACCGUUUCAUAGAAAAAGUUCUUUGUUUUCGUAGCCUUAAUUUGCAGCCCCAUGUCCCUAACUAUUUGGCGCAAGUUGACAUCGGAAGUGCUACCCAUAUAAUGGACGAUUCUCUCAUCAUCCGGCAGAAUACUAUUCAUAAAAUGCAUCAAAGUUGCCGGUCCGUUGACGAACCCUUGAGGCAUGAGCCGACAACGAUACGAUUUCUCUUUGUACGGAACGCCUAG